GGCCCCGCGGCUGCGCGGGCAGCGCUUCCCGCCCUGCCAUGGCGGCGCUGCGGGACGUGGAGAUCGACCCCGAGGGCACCUUCAAGUACAUCUUGGUGCGGCUGCAGCGCCCGGGCGGCGGGGAGCGGCGGGACAUCGUCCGCGGCAGCAGGGCGGCCGAGUUCCACAAUCACAUAUUUGAAAAAGUAAAUCCUGAGAUGGAAAAGCUGGGAUAUGAGUGCAAGUGCCUUGGAGGAGGCAAAAUUGAUCAUAAUAGCAAAGACAAGAAAAUUAGAGUAUUCGGGCUCUCUACAGGCUAUGGAAAAGCAGAUCAUUCAGUGACUGUAGAGAUACUGAAAAAAACAUACACGGAUUAUGAAAUUACAUGGUCAGAUGACAAGAAAUAAAUUAUCUAUGAACACAACAAGCGCUUCAAAACUGGUAACUUUGUGAGCUGUACUUUGACAAAUAAAGUGUCUUCUAUGUAUGUUACCAUAAAUCUGGAGUAACUAGAUUCUGCUGUAACUUUUAUCUGGGAACUAAUAACAAUAUUGUAUCUUAUUUCUCAGAUUGUUCCUUUUUGUAGAGUCUGCAGUUCUAAGCUUUUUUCCUCUCCUUUUAGCAUGCCAUCUGAUUAAACACUCCCACAUCA
This is a messenger RNA of Apus apus (common swift), 631 nucleotides long. RefSeq names its product 14 kDa phosphohistidine phosphatase-like. Gene Ontology annotation, molecular function: protein histidine phosphatase activity. Bases 39 to 386 code for a protein of 115 amino acids. The transcript is spliced from 3 exons. Lineage: Eukaryota; Metazoa; Chordata; Aves; Apodiformes; Apodidae. Gene Ontology annotation, cellular component: cytosol. The record is from RefSeq and is a predicted model, not a curated record. Gene Ontology annotation, biological process: peptidyl-histidine dephosphorylation.